AUGAGUACUCACAUACCUAUUCAACAAAUGAACCCAGACUUUGUCAUAUCGGUAUUGUCUGAGGUGGAAAAUGCAAAAACGGGGGCCACGAAGGCAGAAUCUACGGCCAAUAUUGAAAAAUUGGUCAAUGGGUUGAGUGCUAAUGGUUUCUACACCCAAGUUAGGCCUAGUGGUGACAGCCAGUCAAACUUGUUAGUAUUCGUGAAAUUGGCGUCGUACAAAUACGCAGAAGAAAUAGAGAAGGACUUGAUCAAGAAUUACGAGUACGGUGUCACUGCCAAAAACGACACUCAAGCCGAUAAAUUGAGAAUCAUUGCUAAUGCAUUGACAGCCCCAUCAUCAAUUGGCGGUGUUGGUAUCACCGUUGGAAAGGGAGACUGGAGUUUUGUCCAGAGUAUUACGCCUAUUACUGAUUCAUUGAGACAUUCUACUUUUGUUGAAGACUUCAAAGCACACGUCACGAAUGGCGAUGUCAGUACCAACACAAUAAAAGAGAAAUUUGGGGUUCAAAUUGCCUUGUAUUUUGAGUUUUUAAAGUUCUACACCGUAUGGUUAGGAUAUUUAUCUGUGUUUGGGCUUGUAUCAUACUUUAAAUCUAAGAAGUCUUUCCUGUUGACGUACACCUUUAUCAAUUUGAUUUGGGGUUGUUUAUUUAUUACUUUUUGGAAUAGAAGACAACAAUACCUAGUCAACUUCUGGGGAGUCCAAAAUUCUCAUCACAUUGAAGAGCACACUUCUGCAUUGGCCAAGAUCAAUGAAAAAUUUGAAGAAAAAUCCACUUAUGAGAAGAAGGGUAAUACUUCUGGUGUUAGAUUUGUCAAGCAACUCGCCUUUAUCCCAAUUGCCUUAUUGUUUGUGGGUGUUUUGGUUGCGUAUCAAUUAGGGUGCUUUGCUCUCGAGAUCUUUUUGGCAGAAAUAUACGAUGGACCUGGUAAGGCAUUUUUAACUUUGUUGCCUACUAUUUUGAUUUCUGUUUUCGUACCAAUCUUAACCAUUGGUUAUGGACUAGUUACCGACCAUGUAUUGGCGUGGGAAAACCACGACAAUGAAUACAGCCAUGAUAAUUCUGUUAUCGUCAAGCAAUUUAUUUUAAAUUUUUUGACCAGUUACGGUCCAUUGAUUAUCACUUCUUUUGUUUACUUGCCUUUUGCUCAUUUGGUUCAACCGCAUAUUGGUGAUAUUCAAUAUUCGAUAUCAAAAAAUUUGAAUCAUGAUAGAUUCUACCAUAAGUAUUUAACAAAUUUGAAGAGAUCAGAGGAUUUCAAAAUAAAUCAACAAAGAUUGAAUGUUCAAUUUUUCUAUUUUAUUGUGACAAAUCAAGUUAUUCAAAUUGUGUUGAAAUAUGUUUUGCCUAUUAUAUUACAGAAAGGUAUUAAGUUUUUCAAGACUAAAAUCCAAGGUAAGCCUGAUUACAAGGUUGAUGAUAGAGAAGUUGAAAAGUCUUGGUUGGAUAUUGUACGUGCUGCUACCCAAUUACCUGAAUACAAUGUCAAUGAUGACUUUAGAGGCUUGGCCUUGCAAUACGGUUAUUUGAUUAUUUUCGGCCCAGUUUGGUCGUUGGCUCCUAUAAUUAGUAUUAUUUUCAAUAUCAUUACCUUCAAAUUGGAUAUGUUUAAGUUAUCCAACGGAAAGUAUUUCAAGCCACCAAUUCCUCACAGAGUUGAUUCUAUUCACCCAUGGAAUCACGCAUUAUUUGCGUUGACUUGGAUUGGAUCAGUUAUUUCUCCAGUUAUUACAGCGUUUUAUCAUCAUGGUGCUCAACCGCCUAAGACUUUAGGUCAAUUUGCUUUGGAUAAAGCUAGUGUUAAUAUUUCUGGUACAACAUUAAUAUUUUUGGUUUUCCUUAGUGAGCAUUUGUUCUUUGCUUUCUGGGUUGUAUUAUUUAAGAUUUCUAAAUUGUUUAAGAGUGAAAUCGAAAGAAAGAAUGACUUCGGAGCAAACGACCUUAAAAUAAGACACGAUUACUAUUCAGGUAAGGUUGAACAAACUGCUGUUGCAGGUGAUGAUGGUGAAUGGUCUAAUUUUGGUCCUGAACGUGCCUUAAAGGAAGCGGUCGGUAUUCCAAUUGCCAACGUUAAGGUUGACGAGACUGAAGAUCUAAAUGAAAAAUCUAUUAACAGUUCGGGUAAGAAUGUUUCUUCAUCUUCUCAACAGAGGAAUGUUGAAACCCUUCCAGGUUCUUCAGAUAAUUAUCUGACUUCUUACCAAAAGCAACAAAAUGGUCUGUUUGCGACGGGAUCAAGAGGUACCAGAGAUAAUAAUGUCAAUUCUACAGCUUCUGGUAUUGAUAGCAGAGCUGGUGCUGGUACCGGAACUGGACCUGUUGCUGGCGCGGCUGUUGGUUCUCGUUCUGUUGCAUCGGGAACUGGCGCUUCUGAUGAUUCUAAACAACGCUUAAUUGAGGAAAAGAGAAGGUUAUUGGAAGAAAAGGAAAGAAUUUUGAGAGAAAAAGGAGCUCAUGCUACCAAUCUCACCGGCGACGAGAAAAAGGUUUUGGAAACAGUGAAGGAUAAGUCAGAUUCAAUAGUCGAGAUCAAGGAUUUAGAAGGCAACACAACCUAUUCUACUAUGGAUAACAACAAUCAUUUUGAUCCUUCAGAAGUUGAAGAUACCAAAACCAAAUUGGACACCCCUAAAGAUUCCAAGGCACCUGGUACUGUAAACAAUGCUUCCCAAGUUGGAGGUACUGAUUCUAAAGUUGGUGGAGUAGAAGGUGGCCAGUCUGGUAAUGUGCAAGCUAAUGGUGCUAAAUCCAGCGCUGAUGCAGAUACAAGUGAAGCAGACAUCAGCCAUGCUGAUACCACCAAUGCUGAUACAACUUUCGAAUCUUCUACAACUAAUUCGAAUAGUUUUGUUAAGAAUGCUCAAAAGACAGCUAAAGAUAUUACUCAAAAGGUUGAUGAAAAUGUUACCAACGGUAAUGUCACUAGAAAGAAGACAUCUCUUAAAAAGUUAUUAAGAAAAAAAAAAUAG
This is a messenger RNA of Debaryomyces hansenii CBS767, 2973 nucleotides long. RefSeq names its product Ist2p (gene IST2). The coding region runs from base 1 to 2973 and encodes 990 amino acids. The transcript has a single exon. Lineage: Eukaryota; Fungi; Ascomycota; Pichiomycetes; Serinales; Debaryomycetaceae. Gene Ontology annotation, biological process: chloride transmembrane transport. Gene Ontology annotation, cellular component: cortical endoplasmic reticulum. The record is from RefSeq and is a predicted model, not a curated record. Gene Ontology annotation, molecular function: chloride channel activity.